CGUCGGUUGACGGCUGCGAAGAAAAGACCAAAUGGCCGAUUCCCCGGGAACUGAAUAACAGACGAAGAAACAUAAGAAACGAAACAUUAGUGAAAGAUCCGUACAGCAUCAAUAUGGUACUUCGGCUCCAUCACAGAUCCGUCGUUAAUAGCUACGCAUAUAAGUUUAUUCCAGUUGCAGUGGCGGUAAUUUUGAUAUUCUUCGUCAUUGUUCACGAUGACGCAGAGAUGAAAGACCCAUCCAGAAAUAACCAGAGAGGAAGCUCGGUGAUUCCAAAGUCUAGGAUGCGUGAUCGACAUGAUGGCGCGCCUAGUGACGACGUCAGGAAGUACAGUCUUUGCAAAGCUCUCUUUAGCCUCGAUAGUCCGGUAUCUGAAGAGAAAAUUGAAGCCAUUUAUUCAGGAAAGAUUCGUCCCAAUGGAGAUGUUUUUCACAGAAGGGAAGUCGCGAAAGGAAGGGAAGAAGUGGAAGAUAUCUAUCGUAAGAUCGACGGCGUUUUAAGUAAGAUUCGAAAGUUGAAAUAUUCAGAGCCUGAACAUUUCUCCGGUGAGGACUACCAGCCUCUGGCUGAACUCUUACCUAGCGUUGCUGAAUACGAUUCAGCCUCUGAGUAUAAACCCGACUCGAAGGUAAAAAGCAGUCAUUCCAGAAACGAACCUAAACACGAAACUGAUCAAAGGACAAAAUAUUCUAAACAACGAACCUCUUCCAGAAUCGAGGAAGGGACUCUUCCAUUCGUUCCCUGUUCCAUCAGAGGCUACGAGGACAAACGCCAGGUCUUCACUUGCUUCCAGAGACGGAUCGACGUCCAAGGCUCUCUCUCCAUCCAUUUCUUUGGGGACUCCAAAAUACGUUACCUUAUGCAUCAGUUCCUGGAAGAAAAUAACGAUGUGUUUCAUUUCGUCGUUGUAGCGAAGAAUAUAACUGGACCGUGGCCUGACGCCAAAAGUUACCUAAUGAAGGAUUUCAAAUGGAUAGAUUUCGAAGUAAUUACUCCAGCCUUGCCCCGCCUGCAAAUAACUUUCAGGGAAGUAUACUCUCCUUUCUGUGCCAGAUCUAAGAUGUAAAAUUAAGUAGAACAUUAAAUAUUUGAAUGAAAUAUACAUUUAAAGAAUCAGAAUUUUGUGAUAUAUCAAGUAGCGAACAUUGCUCCCUUCUGAUAACACUUCUCACAAUUAUUUCCCAUUAUUGUUUGUGAACUUUAUUUGUUAAAUACAAUAUCGCUGCUUUUAUUUACUUUUUUACAGUUUUCGGAAGUUUUUGAAUUCGCCGGAUAUACGACGAGAGCUCCCCGAAAUUCGGCAGCUGAAAAAGUGGGCCAAUUAUGAGGAGACGCCGCCGGACCUUUUGAUCAUUGACUAUACUGCCUGGGUCCUUACUUUGCACACCGAUGACAAAGUCUUCCCACUAAUAACCAGAUACACCACAGACGUUUUGGCGGUUCUGCUGGAACUCCACGCUAAGGUAGUUCCCCUUCUGGACAAGAUAUCCAAGAGGACGAGGAUUCUGGUGCUGUCACAAAGUCGACUGAAACUAGAUGUGGAGAAUCUCUUCGUGGAUUACCGUGGUCCAAUGGCUGAUUUCAACAUGGACUGGAGUGAAGCCACAUUCUUGUACAUUCUGAAACACUAUCACCACCUGAACUUGAGGCCUUUGUUGGAAUCUCGCCGCGCUAAAGCAAAAGAAAUGUUGCAAAUCUCAGAAGAUUCUGUUAAAGAUUACAACGCUUGGGAGUCCCAGUCUGCUGACACGAAUUCAUCUGCUAUUUGGCAUUACCAAGGCGCAAAAAAGGCUGAAAACGAAUCUUCUUCGAGUUCAAAGUUGUCUUAUUCAGCACAAUCGAAAAAUGGGUCGCCUGGGUCUGAUGCGGAUAUUUUUUCAAGAUAUCCUCAAGUCGCUCGGGAAAAGUUGAAGAAAGCUGCUGAGAAUACGCCAUUCCGUGAUUAUCUCAUCCCUUCGACAGAGGAUUCGGGACUGUGGUUUUGGGAUGCCCUAAUUCCCUUUAGCUUGGCUGAAAUUCGGGAAUGUCACAAAAUGUUCGAGAGAGGCUAUGGUAACCAGCCUUUCUACAAGGGCACUGCCCGGAGGUGUAAUGACCCAGCGCACUCAGGAGACAUCACCAAUAGUGACUUAGUUACGAUGAUGCUCAACCUCUUAUGCAAUACCGUUUUAGAAGUAGAAGAAGAUUAUUGCUGUU
Macrobrachium nipponense is the source of this 2197-nucleotide messenger RNA. RefSeq lists its product as uncharacterized. NCBI's taxonomy places the organism in Eukaryota, Metazoa, Arthropoda, Malacostraca, Decapoda, Palaemonidae. The transcript has 4 exons. The record is from RefSeq and is a predicted model, not a curated record. The coding region runs from base 114 to 1067 and encodes 317 amino acids.